AUUCCACACCCAGAUUAUAUGCCCCUCUAGCUAAUACUUACCUAAUCCACCAUCUCCUUCUUUCCUUCUUCAAUACACUCACACACAAAACAUAACAAAAAACACACACACAAACACAAACACAAACACACAGUGUCUUUAUGUUUUCUGUUUUUUCUUCAAAAUUUUCAAACCCACCUUAAGAUCUUGGCUAAUUUCGAUCUGGGUUAUUCUUGUUUUUGGAUUUUAUUAACACCCAUUUAAUAAAGUUUGAAUCUUUAUCUGUCAAUGUGUUCUAAAAAUGUCUGCUUCAUUGACUCCUUUCACACGUCCAAGACUUGGACCUACUAACACGGUUUUUAAGAGUGGUCCACUGUUCAUAUCUUCGAAAGGAUUAGGUUGGAAGUCAUGGAAGAAGCGCUGGUUUAUUCUCACGCGUACUUCUCUGGUGUUCUUUAAAAAUGAUCCAAGUGCACUUCCGCAGAGAGGAAGUGAAGUAAAUCUGACAUUAGGGGGAAUUGACUUGAACAAUUCUGGAAGUGUUGUUGUUAGAGAGGACAAAAAGCUGUUAACGGUUCUUUUUCCUGAUGGACGCGAUGGGCGUGCAUUUACUCUUAAGGCAGAGACAUCAGAGGAUUUGUACGAGUGGAAGACAGCCCUUGAACAUGCUCUUGCACAAGCCCCAAAUGCAGCCCUUGUUAUGGGACAAAAUGGAAUAUUCCGGAAUGAUACUACUGAUUCAACUGAAGGGUCCUUUCAUCAAUGGAGUAAUAAACGCCCCAUUAAAUCUUUAGUUGUCGGAAGACCAAUAUUGCUAGCACUGGAAGACAUAGAUGGAGGCCCAUCUUUCCUUGAGAAAGCUCUUAGAUUUCUAGAGAAACAUGGAGGCAAAGUGGAAGGAAUCCUGAGACAAUCUGCAGAUGUGGAGGAGGUAGAUCGCAGAGUUCAAGAAUAUGAAACAGGAAAGACUGAAUUCAGUUCUGAUGAGGAUGCACAUGUCGUUGGUGAUUGUGUUAAGCAUGUCCUUAGAGAGCUGCCCUCAUCACCGGUUCCUGCAUCCUGUUGCACUGCGUUAUUGGAAGCUUAUAAAAUUGAUCGGAAGGAAGCUCGAAUUAAUGCUAUGCGUGCUGCAAUUUCGGAAACAUUUCCUGAACCAAACAGGCGCUUAUUACAAAGAAUACUUAAAAUGAUGCAGACUGUUUCCUCGCAUACUGCUGAAAACCGAAUGACACCAUCAGCAGUAGCUGCUUGUAUGGCACCAUUGCUCUUACGGCCACUUUUAGCUGGUGAAUGUGAGUUGGAUGAUGAUUUUGAUGACACUCGUGACAAUUCUGCACAGCUGCUUGCUGCUGCAAAUGCUGCUAAUAAUGCUCAAUCGAUAGUUGCAACUCUCCUUGAGGAGUAUGACAAUAUCUUUGAUGAUGAUACUAUGCUCAGAUGUUCUAUAUCAGCAGAUUCACGGGAAAUUAGUGCCAGUGAGGAUUCAAGUGACGAUGAAAAUUUGGAAAUCAAAGGCACUGUUUACCAUGAUGCAGAAAAUGAAGCUGAGCAAGAAACUGAUGAGGAUCCUGAAAGGAUAUUCAGUGGAAAGUUGAGCGAAAGCAGUGGUUAUGCUGGCAGUGAUCUCUAUGACUUUAAGGCAUAUGGAGCCGACGAGGCAGAAGUGGUAUCUCCAAAAAACAAUGGGAAUUCAUCUGCAAAAUCAAAUACAUUGGAAAACUCUCAACCUCUUGUAGAUUCUAAUCAUGAAGUUAGUGACCAACCUAUGCAGCAAAAUAGGUCAAGUGAAAAUCAGGCGGAUCAAGGGCUACCUCAGUCUUUCUCUGGACAUGAUUCAAGCACAGAAACUCCUGUUAGCAAACUAGCAGGAUCCAACAAUAAUUCUAGGCGUUCAACAAUUUGGGGUCGAAAUGGAAGAAAGACUCCGUCAAUGGAAUCAGUUGACUCUUCUGGAGAAGAAGAAAUUGCUAUUCAGAGACUUGAGCUCACGAAAAAUGACUUGAGGCAAAGAAUUGCAAAGGAGGCGAGAGGAAAUGCAAUACUUCAAGCUAGUUUGGAAAGAAGGAAACAAGCAUUGCAUGAGCGUCGAUUGGCACUUGAACAAGAUGUUUCAAGAUUACAAGAACAAUUACAAGCUGAGAGAGAUUUAAGAGCCGCUUUAGAAGUAGGGUUAAGCAUGUCUUCUGGGCAGGUUUCUGGAUCUCGUAAUAUGGAUUCAAAGACAAGAGCAGAACUUGAGGAGAUUGCUCUUGCUGAAGCGGAUGUUGCACGAUUGAAGCAAAAAGUUGCAGAACUGCAUCAGCAACUUCAUCAACAACGCCAGCAUCACUAUGGCUCUCUCUCUGAUGCUUCUGAUCGAUACCAACAUUCCCAUAACCAUAAUCCUCAACAAAGAAUUUUUCAGCAAGAUUUUGAUUCUACAAUUGCUUAUAUUAACCAUGAACGAAAACAAAGAUCAGGGGAAAUUUCAUUGGGAGCAGAAUUGAGAAACAUAAAAGGGCAAACCUUAAUGAAUGGUAACACGACAGGCAGAACACUUGGUCGGAAACAGUUUCUGGACACAACCACCUUGAGUGAUUCUAAAAGUACCGAGGCAUCAACAAGUUUAUCCAACGAUGAUUUUGGGGCUGUUGAUUCUGCAAGUGUGCCAUCUACAUCGAGACCAGCUGAGGCGACUGAUUAUGCAAGAAACCCAGUGGCAGCAUCAUCUACAUUGGUAGAAUUAACAACCCGUCUUGAUUUCUUCAAAGAACGACGUUCUCAGCUCAUGGAACAACUUCACAACCUUGACUUGAGCUACGGAACCUCCUCACAAGAUCUUACACAUAAACAACCGUCGCCUGGUUGGAACAUACUUAAAAGAAGCUGAUUCUGAGCUUCAUUUGUACAUCCUGGUUUCUUCUCUUCCAUAUUCUUUGUCAUUAUGUUUUGGAAAACAAAAAAAAAAAAAACAUCAUUUUCAUUAGGUGAAGCAGGCGCUUAAAAUCCUUAAGUAGUUAAUGUAUCAUUGAGUUUGUUGUGAACAUGAAUGGGCUGUGUAUUCUUGAGUGAAGGGGUCAGUGCUACUAAACUUUUUUGCAUAAAUGGAGACUGCUAUAUGAGAUUGUAACGAAUGAUUAAUUCUAUAUUUGAUGAGUGUUAUUGUUUUGUAUAUA
Molecule: messenger RNA, 3134 nt
Organism: Erigeron canadensis
Lineage: Eukaryota; Viridiplantae; Streptophyta; Magnoliopsida; Asterales; Asteraceae
Product: rho GTPase-activating protein 7-like
Exons: 22
Coding region: 281-2848 (855 amino acids)
Biological process (GO): signal transduction
Source: RefSeq, a predicted model, not a curated record